Rhinolophus ferrumequinum (greater horseshoe bat) is the source of this 1945-nucleotide messenger RNA. RefSeq names its product cAMP responsive element binding protein 3 like 4 (gene CREB3L4). The record is from RefSeq and is a predicted model, not a curated record. NCBI's taxonomy places the organism in Eukaryota, Metazoa, Chordata, Mammalia, Chiroptera, Rhinolophidae. The transcript has 10 exons. Gene Ontology annotation, biological process: regulation of transcription by RNA polymerase II. Bases 286 to 1695 code for a protein of 469 amino acids. Gene Ontology annotation, molecular function: DNA-binding transcription factor activity, RNA polymerase II-specific; RNA polymerase II cis-regulatory region sequence-specific DNA binding. Gene Ontology annotation, cellular component: nucleus.
GCUCAGCCUCUUCACCCCCAGAGUCAGCUCCCCUACCGUGGUUCCCGCCUAGGUGCAACCCAUUUUCCUAGUGUAAGGCUGGGGGCGGGGUUUGGCUGGGCAGGUCCAGGAUGCGAGAUCCUGGAGAGAAGAAAAGGUGUACUGUUUGGGACGGUCAGCGGGCUAGACUGGCUUGGCAGGGCUGGGCUCUUCGGAACAGGUAAUACCCCGGGGGCCUGUUCAUUUGAACCACAGAGAUAAGGCCCGAGGCGAAAUCUCCAGGUGACAGGUGAGGGGCUGCACAGGAUGGAUUUCGGAACCCCUGACCUGCUGGAUGUGUGGCUGGAGCCCCCGGAUGAUGUCUUCUCGACAGGACCCUUCCUGGAGCUGGGACUCCACUGUCCACCUUCAGAGGUCCCAGUAACUAGGCUACAAGAACAGGGGCUGCAAGCCUGGGAGUCCAGUGGGGGCCAUGGCUGUGGCCUUCAGGAGAGUGAGCCUGAAGAUUUCCCGGAGCUUUUCAUUGAUCCCAAUGAAGUGUACUGCUCAGAAGCAUCUCCUGGCAGCGACAGUGAAAUCCCUGAGGACCCUGGUCACCCAGACAGUCCACCUGCCGCCAAGGCACCCAGUUCCCCAACCCUCUAUGAGGUUGUCUAUGAGGCAGGGGCCCUGGAGACGAUGCAGGGGGAAGCUGGGCCGGCUGUAGGGCUCAUCUCCAUCCAGCUAGGUCAGUAUUGUUCUGUGGGAAGGGGACCAAGACCCUUCAGAUCCUGCCUUAGCCCUGUGGUUAAGAGGGUCUCCCCAGCCUGUGCCACUCCCCAGGCCCUGCUACCAGCAGGGUGUACCCGCCAACUCUUCUCCCAGCCACCUGUCUCCUCAGAUCAGUGGAGCCCACCACUUAUGGUGCCAGAUGUCUGCAUGGUCAGCGAGCUGCCCCUUGAUGUCCAUGCCCACAUCAUGCCCAGAGCAGGCGCUGUACACCCAGUGACUCCUUCAACCCUGGAGGUCCCUUUGGGCAUGAUCCAGAGCCUGCCUGAAUUCAGGUCCCCACCCUCACCUCAUUUCAUGCAGCUGCCCUGUCAGGCCUUGUUCCUGACAGAUGAGGAGAAGCGUCUACUGAGGCAGGAAGGGGUUUCCCUGCCCUCUCACCUGCCCCUUACCAAGGCAGAGGAGAGGAUCUUGAAGAAGGUCAGGAGGAAAAUCCGGAACAAGCAGUCAGCUCAGGACAGUCGGCGGCGGAAGAAAGAGUACAUCGACGGACUGGAGAGCAGGGUGGCUGCCUGCUCUGCACAGAACCAGGAACUACAGGAAAAAGUCCAGGAGCUGGAGAGGCACAACGUCUCCCUGGUGACCCAGCUCCGCCAGCUGCAGAUGGUGAUCACUCAGACCUCCAACAAAGCUGCGCAGACCAGCACGUGUGUUCUGAUCCUUCUGUUCUCCCUGGCUCUCAUCAUCCUGCCCAGUUUUAGCCCCUUUCAAGGUCUAACAGAAGCCGGGCCUGAGGAUUACCAGCCUGGCGGAGUGAUUUCCAGAAAUAUCCUGACUCACAAAGACAUGACAGAAGAUUGGGAGACCUCAGUUGUAGAGUCCAGAUUGGGGGGGCCCCCCGGGGCCAAGGGUGCAAAUGGCUCAACAAGGACACUGCCUGAGAAGCUGGGAGGGCAGACCAGCCCCGGGGGGCAGGUGAGAACUGUGCUGCUUGCAGAUGAGAUGUGAAGUUCUGACGUGGGUUGAACACCUCCUGGCCCAGCACCCAUCACGAGGAAUCCUAGCUUCCCACUCAGGGUUCUCCGGCCUCAGGGGUCGGAGUGACAUCGGGACGCUCUACAUGUCUGUACCCUGAGGCCCAGUCUGCCUAUGAGAGGGGGCACCUCAAAUACUUUUAUGUAUCUGUGACUUUAUUUCUUCUCUGGAGAUAGGGUUGAGGGGAAACAGAAGUUUUUGCUGAGAAAUAAACUUUUUUUGC